This is a messenger RNA of Colletotrichum higginsianum IMI 349063, 1035 nucleotides long. RefSeq lists its product as uncharacterized. The transcript has a single exon. NCBI's taxonomy places the organism in Eukaryota, Fungi, Ascomycota, Sordariomycetes, Glomerellales, Glomerellaceae. The record is from RefSeq and is a predicted model, not a curated record. Bases 1 to 1035 code for a protein of 344 amino acids.
AUGGGAUUCUCGACCUCCGAGUCGAUCGGCCUUAAUCUCCGUGUAAUCUGGAUCGCUUCCCGGCCAAUACUCCCCCACCCGCUUCCCAGAUUGGAAAGCUUUUCUGUGCGGGUGACGUCAAUAUGUUUGAGCUCCGACUUCCGCAAGAGCAAGGUAUCUGUGGUGGAUGCCAUAGGGGAGCUGGGGAGGCUGAUCCAAAACGGAGAUUCGACUGCACGAAAGCUCCUCAAAAGCUCGACAAAGAUAUGCGGCUUCUUCAUUAUUUCCGAGGAGAUAGUUGCGUGGAUGGUCAAGGACAUCAUGGUGCGACAUAGCGCAGUCCAGCCCCAGAACAUCCUGGGAUUGGUGUUCCUCGAGAGCAGGCAACCACUGGAGGGUGUGAGACGGGAAAUUUGGAGCCAGAUCAAGCCCGUCAACGAGGGACCGCUGGAAGAAAUCGAUGCAGAGUUCGAGGUCAACUUCACCCAACCCAAGCGCGGCUCGAAUCUGCAACCAGUCACUUGGGCCUUGGAGAAGAGUUGCCUGGCCGAGGUUGAUGACUCGAGGGCGAUAUGGCUAGACCUACUCCGGUUUUCCAUCUCGCCCCACACGAAGAAGAGAAGGACAACGAUCCUUAGUUCCGGCAACGCGCAAGGAGGCAGAUGGGCCAUCCAAGAAGACUUAGCGACGGUAGAAAUACGCUCCAGGCACCCUGCGCUCGAGUUGUACUGGGACCGGCAAUCACAGAGUAAAUAUCAACGAGGAUUGGUUCAGCCAGCGAAUUGGGCGAGUGACGAAGGAUCACGUCCGAUACUUCCGGAUCCCCCCCUCCCCGUCUCCAUAGUUGAAGGGUACGAGAAAGACCCAGCUAUCCCCCGAUACUGGCUCCAGGAUCUGGAAGAUGGGCUCGUUGAAUGCUCAACAGAUCGCAACAUCAUGCCAAUCCAAACGAAUUCAUUGAAAAGACCCCAGAUAGACUCCCCAGCUCACAGCCCGGGAGAUGGCACCGCAACGAUAUCUUCGGAUCUAAUAAAUGCCACACUCCUCAUGAUUUGA